Molecule: messenger RNA, 3718 nt
Organism: Paramecium pentaurelia
Lineage: Eukaryota; Ciliophora; Oligohymenophorea; Peniculida; Parameciidae
Source: the annotation of a GenBank genome assembly
AUGUAUUUUUGUAGAACAUUAAGUGAAUUAGUACUGUUAACCACAAUGUAAGAAAUUGCUUUAAAAUAUUAGUUAUCAAUUAAUCUAAGCAAGUUGUGAUGUUUUUAAGUUUAUUACCACUCCAGAUACAGGUUCUGCUGAACUGACUUUAGAUCUAACAACUUCAUUAGAAACAGAUUUUGGAGUCGGAGUUUGGACCAGAUUUCAAAGUCAAUUUGAAGAUAAUGAAAGUUUAGAUAAGAAAAUUCUUAAUUAUUUCAUAUUUUCAUAGUUAUAUGAUGGAUCAUUACCUUUGAUCUAUUAUAUAAAAUUGGAUAGAGAAGCUAGGCUCAUCUAUUUUGAAGUGAUAAUAUAAAACAAAGAUAAUUUGUAAUUGAGAGAAUUAGAAGUUAAAUAAGAAAUGGUUGGGUCCAAAUGGGUAUUCUUCUAUUUUUGUUACUCUAACUCAAUUAAAUAAUAUAAUAUGUUUAUCUAUAUAGAUUAAGGUGUAACUCACGUACAGAUGGCAUCAGGAGGAGAAUACAUCAAUUAAAAUGAUUAGAUCAUACCAUUUAUAUUGGGUGGCUCUUUAAAAGUAUUAAUCACAAGUAUCAUAUAAGUAUUCUAAUUUACAAUUCAAUAUCGACCUAUAAAUGAAUAGUUUUGCAGGUUAGAUUAGUGACCUUGACUUUAGAACUGGAUCAUCAAACUUUUAUCCAGAUAUCCCAACUUUUUUGAGUAAUCUUUAUGAUACAGAUUGUCAAAUUAAUACUUGCCCAGCCACAGCUCAAACAACCAUUUUGGCUAAUUUCUAUAAUGGUGGCUAAAUACUUACUAAAACUAUCACUUUUUAUAAUAAACGAUUUGUAUUAUUUGGCUGGAUAAAAUUAAAUGAACUACCAGAUGUAUAAAUAUCUUUAGUAUAUAAAAUAGAUUCGAUCCCUUGAAACUGUAUUCAUUAGAGCUACAUUUCGAAAGAUUUAUCAUGGAGAUAAAUAUUAAGGAGAGAAAGCAUUGUAUUGGAAAUACUAUUAAAGUACUAUGCGUGAUGAUGAUAAUGGGUUUGAAGUAUCUACUUAUCAUAAUGAUCCUCAAAGUGAAAAUCUAAAAUACCAAACAUUAGAGAGUGAUACUUUUCUUUAAAAAUCUUCAUAUUUUAAGGAUGCUGUUACAUUUUGGCAUUGGUUUGUAUAUCAAGAAGGAUUACCAAAUUCUAAAAUUGAACUUAAUAUCUAUUUUGGAUCUAAAAAAGAAGAGUUAAGUUACUAAAUGACUCAAGAUCAUUAUGAAAAAGUUACUUAUUAUUUCAAUAUUGGAGGAGAUAAAUUCAUUAAAGGUUUUUCAGGUGAAGUUCGUAAUCUAACAUUUUCCUUUUGUUAAUUAAAUGAUGAUAAACCUAAAAGAUGUAUAAACAAUAUGUUAUUUAAAAAGAUUGUCAUUAUAGUUGUAAUACAUGUUUUGGACCAAAUGAAGAUCACUGUAUUGACUGUGUACCAUAAGCUAUAUCAAAAAGAUCUUUAAAUGGAACUUAUUGUCCUUGUAUUCCAACUUAUUUAGAUGUGGGUGAACCAUAUUGCUAAAGUAAAUUUUAAGUAUUAGGUGGAAUAAAUAUAUAAGAAGGAUUAAUUUCAGAUACAUCAGGUUGUUAAAGGAAUUAGUUUUUGGUGAAGAUGAAUGAUAUUUCUUAUUGUUUAGAUUGUCCUGGAGCUAUCACUUCUUAUGGUUUAUAUUGUAUAGAUUGUGUAUAUAAUCCUACAACAUGGUAUUAAAAUCCAAUUUGUACAAUUGAUUACUUAAUGCCUAUGACUGAUUCAACUGAUUAUAUAUUUACUAGAAGAGAUAGGAAACAAAAAGAUUAUGAAUACUAUCUAAUCAAUAAAUAUAAUAAUUAAGAUAAACCAAUUUUAGAACCUUGUUUUGGUUGUUAUGGAUAAACUAAUAGCACUAUAAAUUUUAUAGAAAGAUAUACAAUGAAUACAAUAUCUAAGAUUUUAUGUAAGAAUUGUUAUACAUCUAUAAAUGGGGAAUGUGUUAAUUUAAUUCCUCAUUGUGAUGAAUGUGAUAAUAAAUAAUAAUGUAAAAUUUGUGAAUAGAAUUAUACUUUAUUUGAAUCUUAAUGUUAUCAAUGUCCUAUUGAAUGUCCUAAUUGCAAAUAUAAUACUACUGGAUAUUAUUGUAAAAGUUGUAAUGAAGGAUAUUAUUACAAUUCUACAUUUGAGUAAUGUUAAUAAUGUGGUUAAUUUUGCUAAAUAUGCUUUUAUUCAAACUUACUCAAUCUAUUAUAAUGUGUUAAAUGUAUUGAUACUGUGGAUUAUUUUAUUGCAUCUGAAUUUACAUAAUGUUUACCAAAAAAUAAACCUCAUUGUAAAAGUUAAGUAUAUGAAAUUAGCCGUACUUUUACAAAUGAGACAUUUCUUUCAACAUAAUAUAUAUUUAGUAUUGAUUUAAGGGCUGAUUUAAUUUCAUAUCCAACUGUAGAUAUAUGUUUAAAGUGUGAUCCACAUUAUAUUAAUGUCAUUAUAGUUCGAAAAUUAUAUGGAUGUUAUAGUGUAAAUGAAGUAGAAGGUAUUACAGGGAUGGCUUUACCUUUGGUUUUGAAGAAUAAAGUAAUCAAUGAUGCCAAUUUUGAAUUAGGCUAUCAUGAAAUGUAGACCAAAGAUGGUACUGAAAAUUAUUAUAUUAUGUUUGGUGAUCCUAUAAUUGAUGGCAAUUAAAAAUAUAAUCCUAUUGUAAUAAGAUAAGAAAAACCAAAUCAAAAAGUAUGUUUAGAUAAAAAUUGUGAAUAUUGCAUUUAAAAUUAUGUAUACACUCAAGAAUAUUGUAUUAAAUGUUUUAAACCAUAUUAUGCACAUAAAUUAUAAGGAAAUUGUAUCUUAUGUCCACCUUCUUGUAUAGAAUGUGAAUUUGUUCAUUAAAUUUAUAAGGAUGGAUGGAAAUCAGAUCUUUUGCCUGCUUAUCAAUUAAGAGGAAAACAGGAAUUACAUCACUUUAAUACGUAUUCGCUUUCUACUAAUGUUGAUGAUUAUGAAGUAUAUUGUUUACUGUGUGCUGAUGAUGGUAUUUUACAUAAUGGAAAAUGUUAUCCAAAAUGUCCAUGUAAAUAAUGUAUUAUAGAAAAUGAUGAAGUAAAAUGUAUUACCUGUGAAAAUUCAAUUAAAACAGUUAUUAAUAAUUAAUGUACUCAAUGUCCAUAAUUUUGUGAAUUAUGUAGAGAAUUUACAAAUGAGGAAAUUACUCAAAUUAAUCCAUACUUCGAUUUAUAAAGCACUACUUAUAGAAAAUAUGCAAAAUAAUGUUUAAAGAGAGAUAUUAAUGAUCCUGCUGAAGGAAUCUUAUAUAAUGAUCCUUCUUUAGGUUAAGAAAUUAAUUGUAAAAAUCCUGAUAAAAAAGAUUGUUAUUUUUAUGUUGAACUCUAAUAAUCAAUCUAUUGUGGAAAAGAUUAAUAUCAAUAAAAUCUUGAUCUAGAAAUUGAUGAUGAUGCCAAACAAUAUUUUAAAAAAUAUAAUUAACCUUUGGAAAAUUUGUUUUCAUAAAAAAAUUCCAGUCAUUUCGAGAUUGAAACAGAUUUCUUAUUCAACGAAUUAAAUGUUAAAAGUGUUAAAUUAGUUAGAUAUAUUGUAAAUAUAUUACCAAAUAGUGGAGAUUGUAAAAUUAAUAAAAAUACAUUUAUUUAAUCUAAUAUUAGAUCCAAUGUAUUUACAGUAAAAUUCUUAGAAUUAAUAAUCUAAUCUUAAAAUGA